This is a messenger RNA of Sander lucioperca (pikeperch), 6290 nucleotides long. RefSeq names its product dehydrogenase/reductase SDR family member on chromosome X-like. Lineage: Eukaryota; Metazoa; Chordata; Actinopteri; Perciformes; Percidae. The record is from RefSeq and is a predicted model, not a curated record. The transcript has 8 exons. Bases 772 to 1752 code for a protein of 326 amino acids.
UAGGACUUCUCCAUGCUGUGUCCUAGAAACGUCUCUGCUGGGUUUAAUCUAAACAUCCACCUGCUAAAUUUCAUCGGGUUUUUGUAGUGCAACCUUCUUUGAACGAACUGUGACUGUUAUCAUUCUGUCUCUUCUGAUGUGCGACAGGAAGCCAGAGAGACUGGAUCUGGGGACAGACAGCCCAAUCCUGCGCCGCUUCUAGCAAGGGAAAUCCCCCCACGCGUUGCGCGCCUGGAUCGCCAGUAGAAAUUCGCGUCACGGAGUGCGUGUGCAUGUGCGUCAGGCUCUACAUGUGUGUGUUCGUGCACGGCAAAGCCCCGGGCUCAGUCCUCAACAGUUGCUACCGGAGCGACGGAGAGGAGAGGUGGAGAGCGAGAGAGAUAACAGACUGAGGACAGACGGACGCGGAGCCCCACGCCGCUCUGCCCGGCUCUGCUCCUGACAUGCAGUCGUUCAUAUCUCCGGUGACCAAGGCCAUUCUAGUAGCGCUCUUCAUCUUCGCCAUACUCCUCAUCCUCUAUGUGAUCCUUUGGUACAUUUGCAGAGACGUGGACUGCGACCACGGCAUUUGAGGAUUCAACGGGAAUAACAGGAAUUUCACAAUGGGGCGCAGAGCGGAGCCCGCAGAGCCCAGGGUCAUCCUGUACGACAAGGAGGGAAGCGAGGAUGGACGACCUCAUAUUGGAACGUAUCCCAUAGACGGAACUGCACCUUUUACCCGGAGCUGCUGCUGCUCCUCUGCACUGCUCAGUCCGUGACAGAACGGCAGAGAUGUUAUCAGCUAUCCGGUCUUAUCUUCUACCAAUUAUCAAACUUUACCUGCUUGGUUUGAAGGUUCUGUUGGUUCAGCUGUUCAGCAGAUCUUUCAGGUUGCCAGUGAUGCCCAGACAAGAUGGCAAGGUUGCCAUAGUGACAGGAGGAGGGAGGGGAAUCGGCUAUGAGGUAGUCCGCCACAUGGCCAGACUGGGGGCACAUGUUAUCAUAGGUGGAAGGGAUGAGCAGGAGGGUCUGGCAGCCGUCAGAAGGAUCUGUGAAGAGUACAAAGAGGCCAAAGUGGAGUUCACCAAACUGGACCUAGCCUCUUUGCAGUCUGUCCGUCAAUUUGUCCAGAGCUUUAAGGAGAGGGACCUGCCGCUAAACAUUCUGGUCAAUAAUGCGGGUGUCAUGCUGAUUCCUGAGGGCCGUACUGAGGAUGGAUUUGAGCAGCACUUUGGUGUGAACUACCUAGGCCACUUCCUGUUGACCUGGCUGCUCCUGGACACACUGAAGGAUUCUGGGAAAUGUGGUUACUUCUCACGUGUGGUCAAUGUCUCCUCCUCUGCCCACCGCAUCGGCGAAAUCAGACUAAAUGAUUUAAAUAGCUGCCAGUGUUAUUCAGCCCAUGCUGCUUAUUGUCAGAGUAAGCUGGCCCAGCUGUUAUUCAGUUCCCACCUCCACCAGGAUGUGCAGCGUGGAGGUUUCCCACUGAGUUCAUGUGCUGUGGAUCCUGGCAUGGUGGAUACUGCUCUCUAUCGCCACCUCUGGACGCCCCUCUGUCUGGCACAGAGUGCCAUCGCCCGCCUGCUUUUCAGGACUCCUGCAGAGGGCGCUGUCACUGUGUUGUACGUCGCUCUGUCACCAGCCUUGGAGGGGGAGUGUGGAGGAGGCUACUGGGCCAAUGGGCGCAGGGAGAUGACAACACCAGCGACCUUUAACCCCCAGCUGCAGCUAAGCCUAUGGGAAACCAGCAUCCAGUUGCUGGGCCUGCAGUAGCCUGCGACGAAAGGACAACUAAUUGGACUAAACCUCGAAGAAAACAUUAGACAAAGACCCUUAACUCUGGCCAACCUGCCACCCUCUCCUUUUCUCAUUAUUAUUUCUCCAUCCGUACCUCACGUCAAGGUGUUUGUAGCGAUUUAUUUUGACAGUCUCACAAUCCACAACUGGACUGUGAUUGGUUACUAGGGGAGUGAAGCCCUCCUUUUUGUUUCAGACCUGCCAAAGAAGGGCUACAGGGGAUGGAAGAUGUUUUUUUUGGGGUGUUUUUGCAAUGACCAUGCAAUCAUAUACAAACGCACGCUAGGGUUAUAUCGAUAUAUGAUUUUGCUGUCAUAGAUACUGGGCAGCUGCUGACGUUGGCCUUUAGUUAUAAACAGAUAUCAGUUGUCAUCCAAGUUUAUUCCCUGAUCAUAACUAACCUGAUGUCUGGCCAGAGAAAUCGUUCCAUAGUUUCAUAUUCAAAAACCUGCGAUGACACCUGCCUCACUCUGCCUUAAUGUCAUUAAUCUGGCUUUCAGUGAAGAUAUUAAUUGUCUCUCAGUGAUGAACUUAAUUCUGUUUCAGAGCCUUUUCCAUCCUAAAAAUAAAAAUGUCAGCAACCAUUAAGAUGCGUCUUGGGCAUAAUAAUACUUUAAAAGCUGAAUUUUGGCGUAGUAUACUGGCUUCAAAAUCACGUGUCAGUCAGUGGGUUUGGGAAAACAUUAAAAAAGGAAGAGAUCCCAUGUAAAAGUAGGCCUAAAUUUAGAAUAACUCCCCCUAAAUAUGCGAAAGUGAUGAGACAUUUGGUUUUGUUCUGCGGAAUUGUCUUGCUGUUGACAUUUUCUGAAGCCAGGGUUUCCAGACAUUUCUGUUUGCUUUUGUCUGCUCAGAAACAAAUAAGGAACGAUGGGGAACCAACCACCACUUCAAUCUAUCCCCAUUUUCCUGUGUGAUCUGUGUUAAUCGGUUUUACUGUGUCUGUGAUACGUGUGUGUGUGUGUGUGUGUGUGUGUGUGUUUUAUGCACACAAGUUAAGAAUUGACUCAUGCUCUAGACCCAAUUCAUGUUGAUGGAUAGCUAAACAAUGGCCAUUUCUGGCAGAACAGCGACAGGAAGAAGAGAGAGAGAGGGAAAGCACUUUUUUCCCCCCCAGUAUUCAAGCUGUGAUUGGUUCCUCAUUGCUGCUGCUGCCGCUUCCUCAUUUGGCGCCGCUCCCAGUGCAUUGUGGGAUUGAGAUUUCCCAGUGGUGAGAAUCAAACUCAAUCUGCUAAGGCUGACACCACACACACACACUCAGAAACAUUGGAACCUGUACAUCCAGGCACAGGCUUAGCUAAACAAGCACACAGCAAACAAACACGUCUGUUACUCAUGCAGGAAAAUACUCACAUACUUACACACACACACACACACACACACACACACACAUACACACUGCGCCAUAAUGCCAUCUCCACUGUGAUAAACCAUUUUAGCUGUGAUGAUAAAAAGUUUUAUCUUAAAUUAACAAGUUUUUGGCUAAAACUCCUGCCCCACAUGCCAUCCCAUUGCUGUAUGUGUACAUUGAUGCUCUGAAUACUGCCACUAAGCAUCCAGCAUGCAUUAAUAUCUGCUGUACGUGAAGCAAUAGAAUCACUGUGGUAGCUAAUUCAGCCAGUCGCACAGAGCCAGACAUUCAGAAUAGGAAAAGAGCCCAAGAGUGUGAAAGUGUAUGAAUGAAAAAGAUACUAGCUUCCAGUUGCCCAUAAUAUCAGGAAUUCAAAAUUUCUCUGUUUAAAUGUAUACAAGCGUUUAUGAAGACGUUAAUGUGCAUUGUUUAGUGUGGUUAAACUUAAAGUUGUAUUGUUUUUCAAGCACUUUAAAGAUGUGUCCCAAUUCAGGGGCUGAAUCCUGUGAAGGAUGCGGCCCACUAAAGGUCAGGCUGAAAUUCUCCUCCCCGUUAUAUGAGACGCCAGUCUAGACUCAUAAAGAUAAAAACUAAUGGUGUGUUCAGGCGCUCCUUGUCAACUCAAUUAUAGGAUCUUGCCAUCAGUAGAUAAAGCCAAUAAAGUCUGCAGUACGAGUUGUGAUUUUUAACGUGAACACACAAUGAACACCAGGUAAAUAGUAGACCAGGUUAAUGGUAAAUACAUCUACGCUACUUCCAUUUAUUUGUAAUGCCCUGUGAUUAACAUGUCCAUGCUGCAAAUAGUGGAGUUCAUGCCUGGCUUCCAUUAUUUACAACCCAUUGUCGGUCAACUCCAUGUGAUAUGAUUACCAGUGAUAGAUCACAAGUACCUGGUGAUGAAUAUGACAUGAUCACAUGAAUUUAUGAGUUGACAAAGAUCGCCUGAAUGCUCCAUUGAGCAAUCAAUCAGCACAUAGGCUUGUUGAAUCUUGAGAUUUGUCUUCCAAAAUGUUGGGUAAAAAAAAACUAAAUUUUUUUUUGGCCUUUCAUGGAGGAGCCUUUGGAAUUGGACAGACCUUGUUGGCUCAUUAUGAUGAAAUACAGAGUUUGGAGGGUCCAUCUUUAGACAAAUGCUGUGUUCAUGUCAUAUGGGAGGGAUGGAUGGAGAAGAUUCCCAUGUUUAUGACUUGUGAGCGUUGACAUCACCUAACAACUCAAGAUGGUUUGCCCUAUGUGUGUUUCAAAUACUGUUAAAUGACAAUAUAACACUAUAUAUCCAUUAUAUUUGGGUUUAAUUAACCCUUGAAUGAUAGACUUUGGCGAAAAUGUAUCAAAGCGUAGAGAAAGAUCAGAGUUACAGAGUCAUAAUUACAGAAUUAUUUGGAUGUGGAAAGUAGGAACCUGAUAAUUACGAUAACUCCAACAUGACAUGAACAUGACAUGAGGGCAAAACACGUCACAGCUUAACUUUAUCCUGAUUGGCUCUCAUUACAGAAUUACUUGAAUCUGUCCAAUUUACUGUAGGCCAGUAUUCAGUAAUUGCACUUGAAAACCUCGACCAGCAGCUUUACCUUAUUUGAAUGAGAGUACUGUAGCUGAUUUCACUGAGCCAAUCAGGGUUCUGUGUGUUGAGGAUUUUGAUUUAAUUAAACAAAUUCAAUUCAGCUUUAAUUUCUUUAGAGAAAUAUCACAAUCCAGGAGCUUGGUGUGUUUGAAAAGGAUGUUUGGAAUUCUAAUUUAAAGCAAACAUCUCUUAAGUUUGAUGGCUCUUUCUAGUGUAGUAGUUGUGUGGAAAUUGACUCUAAAUGCCAGCAAUACUCCUCAGUUGUUGAGUAUCUAAACAGUUCAUCGCCUCAGUGCUUCCUUGUUUGACUGUGUGAUUCCCCGAGGCAACUGUAAGGUACUGACUAAAUAACUGAAUAACAAACAACAAAACCUAGGCCUAGUUAAACAAAUGCGCUCGCUUCCCUUCACACAAAUGAAAACACCAGCUUACUACUCAGCAGCCCUCAUUUAAAAUGUACAAGGCUCCAUCCUGUCAAAGAGCUACUGUUUUUCACAGUCCAGCUGCUACAUGUAUUACAAUCUGAGAGAAAGAGAGGGAGAACAUCACUGACUGUCUUUCCUAUCUGAGCACAAGGUUUCCCAAGGACAAAGUGAGGAGGAGUGUGAGGAUCUGCCUUGGUGUUCUUGUUGUGUCAGCACGCAGAAGAGGGGUAAAAGUAUCAAUAAUAACCUUGUUAUAUAUUUACCGUACUCCUUAAGCGACAAGGACGACACAGUGAACUUUCCGAACUUGAAUUGCGAAUAUAGAAAAAGAGCUAAAGAACGGCUCAAGUAACUGUCUAUGAUAUUGUCUGUAUGUGAUUUACUUGUGUAUGAUCAUUUCAAAGCAUUGUAGCCGCUGGACAUUGACCAGUAGAUCUGUAUGUAGACUGACAAUGUUCUAAUAGCCAUUCUUCUGUCUGACUUGGGAUAACAUUUAUAUUAAAUGUUUUCAGUCCCAGGUUCUGCAAAUCCUAAAUGUGUAAAUAUAUAGGACGAGAGAUAAUAUAAAGACGUAUACAGGGGGUAACCAGAUGAACUGAGUCCUUACUCUGGUACUAGUCCAGUUAAGAGAAAACGCAUGCAGACAUGUGUCUGUCCUUUCACCUUUAUUGCCAUAUUCCCCUAUACCAUUUUCUCCUUUGGUGCUAGUGCAACCUUUUCACUCGACUCCCUGAGGGUUGCAAAUAGAGUAUGAUCCCACUUCAAAUCUAGUGUAAAUAUUCAGUUCAUCUGGGCCCCUGAGGAUUUCUGAAACGUGAAAAAAUGUUUUAUUUUUUAUUAUUAUUUUGUUGUUGAGAUAUACAUCUUAUUGCUUUUGCUGUGCCUAAGAAGAAAACCUCCCUCAUCUAUGUGUAACUGUGAAUUUUUCAUGUAGAUAUGAGCUUGUACAAACUGUGAUUACCGUCUUGUCCUGUGUACUGCCGUAAGUUUUUUCUCUCUUUGGAGUGAUGGGAGUGUGUGUGUGUGUGUGUGUGUGUGUGUGUGUGUGUGUGUGUGUGUGUCUUUAGACAGGGAGUUCAUGUCCAUGUUUUAUCUGUCAAUGGUUGUGACAUUCCAGCAGCAGCCACCACCUUUUCUAUUAUCCAAAGCCCCUCAAUAAACAUAUCAUUGUGCCACU